Triticum aestivum (bread wheat) is the source of this 1981-nucleotide messenger RNA. RefSeq lists its product as uncharacterized. The transcript has 7 exons. NCBI's taxonomy places the organism in Eukaryota, Viridiplantae, Streptophyta, Magnoliopsida, Poales, Poaceae. The coding region runs from base 675 to 1577 and encodes 300 amino acids. The record is from RefSeq and is a predicted model, not a curated record.
UUCACAGUUUCCCCCCGGGAUCCCUGCUUAUUCCCCGGGCUGGGAACCCACGAGCCAAGUUGGCCCUGGGUGAUCUACCCGGCCAUUUGGUGGCCCACGAUAUCGGGGAGCCCCGGCCCCUUCCACGUCUUUUCCCUGGGACAAACUUCCACGCCUGGAGUGGCCGGGGAGGAAACCCUCGAUCUCUUGGUCUCGCGAACGAGAGGCGGCGGCGGCGGCAAGAUCCAAGCACGACGCGCCACCACGCUCCGCCCUCCUCCGGCCAAAGCUCCGCCCGACAACUGGAAGCGAAGCACCGCCACGCUCCGGCCUGUACCUCCACGCUCCGUCCCUCCGGCGGGGGCGACGACGACCGGGCUCGUCAUCCCCUUCUUCCCGGAUCUCGUCUCUCCCUCAAAGCAUCACUCAUCUCCGGCGAAGACGACGGCCAUAGAUCAUCCUCCUCUUUCUCAUCAAGAUCAAGGGACCUCCUCUCCUUGUUUGAGGUUUGUACCCUGACCCCAAGUGAGCAGCUGUACUGAAGAACAUCGAAUGCUUUGAAGUGCUCUAUCUAUCCUAACAUCACAAGUGCUCUGACAUUAGAAGUUGGCUUUAUCCGAAGACUUUGUGUUCAAUUGCUUGGUGCCUUUUGAUUCGUCGAUCAUUGAGAAGUUUUCACUCGGAGCAAGAAAGCUAUGGCAGCGCCUAGGGCAUCUUGGGACCAUGCAUACGAGAAAGGUCUUGUUGAUAUAAUGCUUGACCACAACAAUCCCAUUUAUCGAGGUCAAAAUGGGUGGACUGCUGAAGGGUGGACUAGAAUUACAAAUGCAUUCAAUCAGAAAUUUCCACUAGCUCAUUUCACCAAGCAACAAAUCCAAGAGAAGGAUAAGGAUUUAAAAGGAAAUUAUAAGGCAGUGAGAAACUCUCGGAAACAGAGUGGCACGGGAUGGGAUGAUACACUUUGCAUGAUCAUCGCUGAACCUGUAAUAUGGGAUAAACUUAUCAAGGAUAAUCUAAGGGUAAAGAAGUUCCGUUCAAAACCAUUCAUGCUCUUCAAGUCAUUGGCUACACUACAUGAAGGAAGUAUUGCUUCAGGAGACUUGAACUUUGUAUCAAUUCCGCAAGUGGAUCUCACAAGCGAUGCCAUUUCUCCUAUGGAUUCCUCUACUAAUGAUUUGAACUAUAUCUCCUCUACCAAUGUUGAUGAUGGUAUGUCCUCAUCUGAUCUACAAGGGCAAGGGGCAUCAAGAAGAGAUGAACCUGAAGCUACAACAUCUACCAACUCUGAACAAAAGGGAGCACUGCCUGUGAAAAAGAGGAAGCAAAGUCAGAUCGCUGUUGUACUUGAGGAUUACAUGGAUUUUCGGAAGAAACAGUCUGCAAAACUGGUUGACGAGUUGAAGGAAUCAAAGCAAGAUGACAUUUUCUCGAUUGGAAACUGUGUGGCUGCGCUAGAACCAAUGGAAGAUUUAUCAGUUGCAGAAAAAGCAAAGGCACUGCGGCUUUUCAAAUGCCCAAUGAAUCGAGAAAUAUUCAUCAAUACCAAGGACUCAAAUCUUCGACUUUAUUGGUUGAAGGAGGAGAUUUCUGAGAUGUAGAUAGCAUAAGGUUUACUAAAGCUAUCCGAUAAAAAUGUUCAAAGAAGUUGAUGGUGGAAGUUUUAGUAGAGUAACUAUUUCAACAACAAACAUUUUGCUAUGGAUCAGUCACACAUGGGCAUUUUUUAUGGAACAAAAUGCUUAUCAUUGCUGGAUUUCUAGCCGUAGUUUGUAUUUUUGUUGUUAAAACCAUGAUUAGCACACCUCUGUAGUGCUAUGUUAUUUGUGUGAAUCGAUAUGUAUAACUUGUGGUUAGCGUCUGUCAGUGGGUUGAAGUGUUAUUUUGCUGAUUACCUGUGUGUUUCAUGUUUUUUCCUUAAAAUUCGUGAAUUAUUAUCUAGUACUUUGUGUCAUUCCUGAAAUUUUUUUCAAGGAAAUAUACAUAAAUUUUGAUUACUUCUGAA